This is a messenger RNA of Sesamum indicum (sesame), 3296 nucleotides long. RefSeq names its product LRR receptor-like serine/threonine-protein kinase EFR. NCBI's taxonomy places the organism in Eukaryota, Viridiplantae, Streptophyta, Magnoliopsida, Lamiales, Pedaliaceae. Gene Ontology annotation, molecular function: protein kinase activity; receptor serine/threonine kinase binding; ATP binding. The record is from RefSeq and is a predicted model, not a curated record. Gene Ontology annotation, biological process: protein phosphorylation.
GCAGCAUUCCUUCUACAUUCGGAAACUUAUCGUCCCUUAUGAGAUUAUAUGGGGGCUCCAAUGAUCUUACAGGCGAAAUCCCUGAUUCAUUAGGCCGGCUUAAGAAAUUGGAACUUCUAGCAUUUGGUGAAAACAGGCUGACAGGUUUCGUCCCUCCUACUAUUUUCAAUCUCUCUUACAUUAACACUUUCGACCUGGCAGCUAACCAGCUGGAAGGUACUCUUCCUUCUUACUUAGCCACUACUUUGCCAAAUCUUCAAAUCUUCAGUGUGGGUAUAAACUUGUUUAGUGGAACCAUUCCUGAUUCAUUAUCCAACGCAACAAAUUUAGUAUAUCUACACGUUGGUUACAACAGAUUCUCAGGGAAAGUGCCCAGUUUAGUUAAGUUAAAUAAGCUUGGUGUUUUAGCACUUUCAGGGAAUCUACUUGGAAAGGGAGAAUCAGACGACUUGAGUUUCAUCUCAUCUUUAGUCAAUGCUACCAGUUUACAAAGUUUGGGGCUGGAUGACAACAAUUUUGGAGGGCAGUUGCCUGUUUCAUUUUGGAACCUAUCUACUACCCUUUCGAGGUUAUUUCUGACCAGAAAUCAAAUUACUGGUACCAUUCCAUCUGAAAUAGGAAACUUCGUCAACCUGCAAGAUCUUAGGGUGAAUGAUAACAGAUUCAGAGGCAUGAUCCCCUAUAGUAUUGGGAAUCUUCGAAAUCUUCAAUUUUUAGACUUUUCUCACAACAGAUUCUCAAGCAAUAUCCCUUCUUCUAUUGGAAAUUUAAGUCUUUUGCUUUAUAUGUAUCUUUCUGAGAACAGUCUUAGCAGUGGCAUGCCGUCAAGUUUGGGGGAUUGUCAAAAUUUAUUGGAACUGAAUCUCUCUCAAAAUUCUUUAACUGGUCUGGUACCGCGAGAGGUUUCAAGCAUUCCUUCCUUGAGAACUGUUGAUCUUUCUCAAAACCAGCUGAAUGGUACUCUUCCUGUGGAAAUUGGGAGUCUUAAGAAUCUGGAGUAUUUCAAUGUUUCUGGGAACAACUUUGUGGGUGAAAUUCCUAGUACUCUUGGAGGUUGUGUGAGGCUGGAGUUCUUAGACAUGGAAGGAAAUUCCUUGCAAGGGAACAUUCCCUCAAGUUUCAGUACUUUGAGGGGACUUCAAGUUUUAGACCUUUCUAGCAACAAACUCGAUGGUCAAGUUCCAAGCUUCUUGGGGGAAUUUAACUUGCUGGCCCUGAACCUGUCUUUCAAUGAUUUUGAAGGUGCCUUACCGGAAGACGGCAUAUUCAAGAAUGCAAGUCUGAUUUCAGUAUCUGGGAACCCGAAACUCUGUGGGGGUAUACCUGAACUAAAACUCUCAAAAUGCAGCCUUAAACAGCACAAGAAAUCCAGCUUGAGUUUGAACUUAAAGAUUGUGAUCUCCACAUUUGGUGUGAUACUAGGAAUAAGUAUGACUCUCGGUGUUCUCAUCUUCUGCUUUCUGAAGAGAGGAAAAAAGGAACCUCCCUCAAAUCCCUUUGGCGGAUCACUGCUGAAUGUAUCUUAUCAAAGUCUUCUCCAGGCCACAGGUGGAUUCUCCCGGGACAGUUUAUUAGGUGUUGGUAGUUAUGGAUCAGUGUACAAAGGAACCCUUGAAGAAAAACUUGUUGCAGUGAAAGUAUUGAAUCUUUCACAACGUGGAGCUCUAAAAAGCUUCAUGGCCGAAUGUGAGGCCUUAAGAAACAUCAGGCAUCGGAAUCUUGUCAAGGUACUCACAGCAUGCUCCGGUGUUGAUCUUAAUGGCAAUGAUUUCAAGGCCUUGGUUUACGAGUUCAUGCCUAACGGAAGUCUCUAUGACUGGUUGCAUCCACAGUUGGACGAAGAUCUUACACGAGGGGAAAUUAGGUACUUAAACCUAGUUCAGAGGCUAAACAUAGCCAUUGAUAUUGCCUGCGCAGUUGAGUAUCUUCAUCUGCGAAGUGGAACCCCAAUCGUUCAUUGUGAUCUCAAGCCAAGCAAUGUUCUUCUAGAUGAUGAAUUUGUAGGGCGUGUCGGUGAUUUCGGAUUAGCAAGAUUCCUUUCUAAAGCUACUGACAGUUUUUCAAAGCAUCAAACAAGUUCUAGUCUUGUUAGAGGAACUAUUGGGUACACUGCUCCAGAAUACGGAACAGGAAGUGAACCAUCGACAUUAGGUGAUGUAUACAGCUUUGGGAUCCUACUGUUGGAGAUGUUCACUGGUAAAAGGCCAACUGGUGCAUUAUUCAAAGAUGGAUUUGGACUUCAUAGCUUUGUUCAAAAUUCUUUGCCUGACAGAGUCUCAUACAUUGUUGACCCCAAACUUCUCCAUGAGAGAGAAACAGGAACGGAGCCAACGACAAACGGCCUUCAACAUUACAGCUCCAUAUCCAUAGGAAAUCACAAAUAUGAGAAGUGCCUAGUUAAGGUUCUUAGUGUUGGAGUUGCUUGCUCAGCCAACUCGGCCAAGGAAAGAAUGAACAUUGCUGAGGUUGUUAACGAACUGAAAUCCAGCAGAGAUGCUCUUCUAAGAAAUGCAAACCAUGGAGAUGAGAUGGACUGUUUAUGAAUAGAGUAGAAAAAUACACUAAAGAAAUCUUGUUUUGCUGUGGUGUUCCUACAAGAAAUUAAAAUAGCAGCAAAAUAAGAGCUCGGCUUCUUCAUACAUUGCCAUUACUUUGUUCCUGUUGGAACACAUAAUUAUGAGCAAAUUAAGAAUAAUUUCAGCAGUCUCAGUGCAUUUUAUACAGACCUCAAAUGAAAUGAUGCUGAAUCUGUUUCUAUCCAAGCACAUUAAACUCAAUGAGUGAAUGUAUGGCACCGUUUAUUACAGCAACGUCGCAUACAUCUAUUCAAAUAUUACACAAUGAGUAACCAAAACAAGGGGGCUGGUUCCAGAAAUCAAGUUACAUGAAAGACUAAGCACAAGAGUGGACCUUCGAGCCUUUGGAAGGUUGGAAAAAUGCUCUUGUACUAGGCCCUUAUUGAGAAGGGAAUAUAAAUUAUGAGAAAACUAAUUUAUGUUUCUUUUGGGAACACAUAACACAACUUAUCCAAAGAAUAAAUGAAAACUUUGCUGAACAAUGUAAAUGUGCACGUUCGCAGCUUUUUUUAUCUACACAUAAUCACCCCCAACCUUCUUCCAAUUACCUUUAUGUUGCUUGUGCUCAUUGGUGACCGAGAUGCCACCAGAGGAUCACCACCCCGAGAUUAAUCAUUCUUGCAAUUCCCGAGCAAAUUUUCCACAUAAAACCUGAAACCACCAAAACUCUUAUCCUUUGAAUCUAAUCACAAUCCAACCCGCAUACUUCUAGUACGAUCC